This is a messenger RNA of Hyla sarda, 1368 nucleotides long. RefSeq names its product cortexin 3 (gene CTXN3). The transcript has 2 exons. Lineage: Eukaryota; Metazoa; Chordata; Amphibia; Anura; Hylidae. The record is from RefSeq and is a predicted model, not a curated record. The coding region runs from base 580 to 951 and encodes 123 amino acids.
CCUUAAGUUCUUUUCAAUUGAAUUUUAUAGUGGGCCAGACAAUCUAAGGAAAGUGACGUGCUUUAUAUGUUUUUCAUUGAUAUGUUCACGGACGAGACUGAAGGACACAAAUUGGGAUCACCAUGAAGUCUGGCUGCCAUAAGAGUGCUAAUUGGAAUGAAAUAAAGGCUGAAUGCUGACAGUGAUCAAUAAAGUGGGAGAGGUACAUUUUAGAAACGCAUGGCUGUGUAUGGUGUGGGAAUACCCUGUGAAGCCUGUACUGCCUGUGAAUUUCAAUGUCCUUCUGAAGAGGAUUUCAGACAGGCUGCACAACCGCUUCUCAUCUAUGGAAUACAUUGAACCGAAGGGCUGCUGAGAUAGAAUGGAAAUCAGCCUCUGCUUUUCAGAACAUGCAGCAGCAUCAGCUCGUGACAUCUAGCAUUAAGGAGCUAGACUACCUAAAAGUUACUUCCAUUUUAUUGCUUUCCAAGCACACUAGCCAAAAUGUCGGGCUACAAGCUGCCCUUUCUAGGCUGGGUGGGAAAUGAAUUGGCAAGAAUGAAACUUGAAGAUAUUCGUAAAUAACUGACACGCCUGGGAAUGGACCAAGUUUUCUACCGACUAGAGCAAGAUUCUCAGUUCAAGCCAAAAUAUUUCCAUCAUGAAUUUGAGGAAGUGAUGAAGAAGAAAAAGACUUUGUGGAAUUGCCUGUUUCCAUUUUCCUGGACAAUGGAUGGAGAGACUUUGCCCUCUACAAUGUUACCCACACUGAACGCUUCCUACGGCUCAUCCAUCACUUUAGAGCAAAAGACAACAUUUGCUUUUGUGAUUCUGUUAUUCAUUAUUUUGGGCGUGCUCAUUGUCAGGUGUUUUAGGAUUCUCCUUGAUCCUUACCGAAGUAUGCCAACUUCUACCUGGGCAGAUGGAGUUGAUGGACUUGAAAAAGGACAAUUUGACUAUGCUCUUGCAUAGUGACCAUAAACAGCUUAUUUAAUACACAUUGCAGAAAAUACACAAUAUAGAUAUAAUUAUUAGAAACAAGACAGAGCUAUUAUCCAAAUGUCGCAACACUGACAAGAGCUAAUUUUGUAGAAAAUAAGACAAAUAACCUUUAUUGUUGCAGGGAUUUUUUUAAAUAAACAUUAUACUAUUGCAACUAGCCAUUUUUUUCUUCAAAUAUACCAAUAGGUAGACUACCAUUCUAAAUGAGAGCAUAAAAACACUAAACUUCAAUAUUAUUCGCUUAUUGCAGUUUGUCUCAAUAUUUCUCAACAGGCUCUAAAUUUAGGGACUCCUUAACAUAUGGUUAAAAAGAAACAAACAAGUCUGCCAUUGUCAAAAACUAUAUUGUGGAUUUUGUUAAGUUGAACAAGAAUGAAUAAAAUAGAU